CAUUGCUGAAGCUGAAACAUAACCGAAAGGUUGACUUGUUGCCCCUCACUUGUUCGCGUACGUCUUUUUGUAAGAAAGAACGCCUUUUCUGUUUCAUUACGCAACAUCUCUCUUUUUUUGUUUCCCCCUAUAACUUUUUUUUUUCUUUUUUCAAUCAGCAAAUUACAAACAUGGCUGCUUCUAGUUCUCAAGGUAUCAACACGUUGCUCGAAGCUGAACGUGAAGCUGCAAAGAUUGUCCAAAAGGCCAAGCAAUACCGCAUUCAACGUUUGAAGGAUGCUCGCUCUGAAGCUACCAAGGAAAUCGAAGACUUGAAGGCACAAAAGAACCUUGAAUAUCAAAACUUCGUUGCCCAGCACUCGGGCGCAUCGGACGCUAGCUUGGGCGUCGUGGACCAGGAAACGGAUGCAAAGAUUGCCGAGAUUCAGUCGGCUUUUGGUGAGAACAAGGAAGUGGCUGCUCAGAAAAUGUUGGAAGCCAUCAUGCGUGUCGAUCCUAAACCCCACAUCAACGUGAGAGCUUAAAGAAAAAGAUACCUUGUUCUUCCCUUUGCACGCCCAUCAUUUGUGUAAAAAAGAAAACUAUUCUCCUAUUCCUUUUUCUCUCUAUAAACAGAGGCGUGCCUAGCUUGUAACAUCGUCGUCGUCAUAUAUAAAGAGUUUAUUUCCAUGGU
Messenger RNA from Zychaea mexicana, 673 nucleotides. Its product is annotated as G subunit of V-type ATPase. The coding region runs from base 171 to 524 and encodes 117 amino acids. NCBI's taxonomy places the organism in Eukaryota, Fungi, Mucoromycota, Mucoromycetes, Mucorales, Lichtheimiaceae. The transcript is spliced from 4 exons. The record is from RefSeq and is a predicted model, not a curated record. Gene Ontology annotation, molecular function: proton-transporting ATPase activity, rotational mechanism. Gene Ontology annotation, biological process: proton transmembrane transport. Gene Ontology annotation, cellular component: vacuolar proton-transporting V-type ATPase complex.